AGAAGAAGAAAGGAUAUUUUUUUAGCAGUUUGAAAUGUAUUUGUUGCUCAAUGUAUAAAAGCUUCAUACAUCUGAGCCUUCUUUUCAUAUCAUAAAUAUCUUUUGACAAAGAAAGCAUUGAUUGUAUAAGAGAACAACAGGAGAGAACUUGAGCUACUUUUUCAUUGGAUUUGUGGACUGUUUGGCGCCGAUAACUGAGUCAAUUGGAUUGUGGAACCGUUUUGGCUGCAUUUCUUCUUUUAGUUUUUGUUUCGCUUCAUUUCUUAAAACUCUGUGUAGUACCUCAACCUCCGGAGGUUGUCCGAGGCUGAACAUAACAACAGAUUUUAUAAAGAACUCCCGAGGAUUGACGUCUAUAGUCAAAGUUGCUGAAAAUGAUGCCUGUUUCUAGAUACAUGGAUUCAAACCCCCUUCAUGGUAAUCAAAUACCCUCCGCUCAGCAUUAUCAACCAAAUUUUGAGGCUAUUCCACCUCUCAUGAUGGCUGAUCCUUCCAAACCUGUUGCCAUCAGUCAGCCGUGGCUUUAUUCAAACAAUUUUGGUGGUUACUCUGCUCCAAUUUACGCCUGCUGCAACCAUGGUAAUCUACAUGGUUUUUAUAGCUAUGCGCCUUGUCCACCCCAGUUGCAUUGUUAUGGGUAUCACCCUUCUUUUCCUAAUGCCUUCCCCACCCAUUAUGUCCCCCCUCCGCAUUAUUUGAGGGAACUACCUAGGUACGACUAUGACAAACCUAAAGACAAUGAUUUCCAUUGCUGUGGGUGUCCCAAUCACUCGCAUAACCAGACAAAUGGUAGAAGUGUGAAGGUUGAAGAGCUCCCCAAUGUUGAGAAAAAGAUGGAUGACUCGUUGGACCCAACUAAAUUUAAGAAUUAUGCAUAUCCAGUUUUUUGGAUCCCAAAUGAGUAUCUGAGGAAUACAGAGGAUAGAAAGCCUUUGGAAUCAGAUGCAGCUAAUAGGGAGGAGCCAUCACAAGAUGUGAAGCUUCCUAACAACGUAAAGCCACAAGAACAGGAACCUAGAGAUUGGAAAGGCUGGUUUCCACUUGACAUGAAAAACCUUCAGUCUUUGAUGCAAACCAGUGAUGGCAGGAGGAUGCAGGACCAACAAUAUGAGGACAAAAUGAGACAAUUUCCAUUUCCAAUUGACAUGAAAAGGCUUCAAUCUCUGAUGCAAGAUAAUGAUGGGAGGAGAAUGCAGGAUCAGCAAAAUGAGGACAAAGUGAGACAAAUUCCAUGCCCUGUAAUCUGGAUGCCUCCUUAUAAUAACAAGGCUGAGACAGAGAAGGAAGAGCGUCAGGAAAUAAAGCUACCCAGUAAUGACAUCAACAAACCUCAGAUGGUCCAUGUGAAUUCUGUUGGCCAGAUUGAUCCAGAGCUGAAGGAAAAGAGUUCUAAGCAGAGAAGCAUUCCUGUGAAGCAAAUGAAGGCACCAAAGGAGAAUAACUCUGAAUGCGCCGAGAGGAGAGAGGAAGUUGCUUCUUUGAAAAAUGCAGAAGAUAAUGAGACAAGUAAAGCUUCUGGAACCAGUACAAAAAGAGAAUCCUCAACCCCAUUAAAGUCAUCAAAGCUGCCUCCAGUUUGUCUCAGAGUUGAUCCGUUGCCUAAUAAAAGGAAAGGUAACAUGAGCUCAAGGUCUCCUAGUCCUCCAGGGUUUAAAGGGAAGACACAAGAUACCUCAGAGGCCUCAGUUUCAUCAAACUUGAAAGCAGAAUCACAGGUUCAGGACAGCACUUUAAGCAGUAGCAAGGAAGAAGAAGCAAAGAAAAACAGAGUAGAAGUUGUGGGAAGGAGCGGAAACAAGGAUGAAGAACAAAGGAGUGGUUCUCAAAUCCCAAUUCCCAUUUCUGAUUCUAGGGAGCAAGUGUCUAGCAGCCAGACUAUUAACAAUGAUGUCGUAUCCAUAAUUAAAGAAGAUGAAGAUUUUAGAGAUGUGGACGAGCUGACAGAUAAGCAAGCAAACGAAGAAAAGGAACCAACUAGCAGAGACGGAUUCUAUGAUGGAGAAUCUAAAGCAGUGAAAAAGGUUCUAUCACAUGAUGAAGCAGCUUUGCGUAUUCAGUCUGCUUAUCGUGGGUUUGAAGUGAGGAAAUGGCAGUCACUGAAGAAAUUGAAGCAAAUUGCUCAAGUCCAGGAGCAGGUAGCUGAGGCUAGGAAUAAGAUUUGUGGUUUAGAGUCCUCCCCUAAUUUCGAGAAUGAGAAGCAAAAGGCGCUUAUUGGAGAAACAAUAAUGAGCCUUCUCCUAAAAUUGGAUACAAUUCAGGGUUUGCACCCAAGUCUCAGAGAUGUUAGAAAAUCAUUGGCAAGAGAACUUGUGACACUGCAGGAGAAGCUUGAUUUACUUGCCGAAACCAAAUCUUCAGGUGAUCCUUCCUGUGAUCCGAGAUGUUUAGCGGGUGCUGAAGAAGAGCAAAGUAGGGCUGCGAGAGAACAUCCAAACGAUGAUAUGACAAAUGCUGUGUCCGGCAUAAAAACCAAGGAAACUUCGAAGCCUUUCCUUAUCGUCAAUGAGGAGCUGAAGGAAUCAGAAAUUGAGGGACAAUAUGAACCACCUGAAGCAACUGGAUCAGUGCAUCUAGAUUAUACUCCUACAGUCGGCAAACUGGAAGAAUUGCAACGAGGGACGACUGACAAGAAGCCAGCUCCUUCUGCUGAAGAGGAACAUAACGGAACAUGUAUAAUAGAAUCCCAACAAAUUGAAGAGGUGCAACCGAAUAUAUUCAGUAAUUUGACUUCACCUGCUGCAGUUGUUAAUGAAUCAAAAAAUGCCAAAGUAUUUGCAGAAACAGAUCUACUGAAAGAAUUAUCUGUAGGAGUAAUUGAUGAUGACGAACCUGAGAAACAAGAUCAUGAUGAAAUACAAAAGAAUGAAAUCUUACCUGGUGGCGAUGCCAGACAUGAAGCAAUCAUUGAUGCAUCAGAGGAACAACCAGUGGGAGUUGAUAAUGAAGGUCAAGUGAAAAAUGAUGAAUCUUUAUUAAUACAGCAGGUUGUAGAAUUGCUUAAUGAAGAGCCUUCUCAAUCUAAUGCAUCUUCACCAGAAAAGGAACUUCCAGUUCAGGGCGAGUCAGACCAGCAGCAUAUGGAAGGGUUUGAUGAAGAUCUCUCUAUUCUCGAACUAAUGAAUUGGGUCAAAGUUGAAAGAGAAGAUGAUAAUGUUUUUCUUGGAAAUACAAUUCCUGAAGGAGAUGUGGCACAAGCACAAGCAUUGGAAAUCAACAAUAAGAAUGAGCUGGUUAAUGGAUCUCAGCACGAGGAAAGGCAGACAGUUUCCUAUAUAUUGCAGAAAGAAAGUGAUGAGGAAGUACAAAAAGGAGUUAGUCAGGGGAUUAUUGACAUAGACACCAGCAGCGCUUCAGAGGCAACAACUGCAGAGAAUCUGUGUCAAGCUAAAGAACUGCGGAUUGGAGGGGAGCAGGAUAAUGCAGGCCAGCCAACAGGAGAAGGCGCAGAAGAAGAACUAAUUCAUCAGGACCUAGGGAUAGCCAGCAACUCCCGCAAAGUGGUAAAUCAGUCUAAUGUGGUGGAGAAUUAUGAGGCGCAAUCUGGAGCCGGGGAGCAAAUCUGUCCAUUGCUUACCGAGCAUGAUGAAAAGAAGAAAGAGGUCUUACCUGUGUCCCUUGCUAACAACCAGCUACCUAUAGAGGAGCAUGAGAAUGAAGAUCAUGAAAAGCUGAUUGAAGAAAAUAAGAAGAUGAGGAAGAUGGUGGAGAAAUUAACCGAGGAAGGGAAAAAACAAUUGGAUGUUAUAAACAACCUGACUGGGAGAGUGCAAGAUUUAGAGAAAAAGCUGUCGAGGAAGAAAAUGAUGACAGGAAGGCGUAAGAGAGCAACAUCAUCACUAUCUUGUGCAACAUCGUCUAGCAAGUCUCGAAAGAGAGGGAGUUGUUAGUGUGUCUAUGUAAUGUAAGCAUAUAUGGUUCUUUUGUUUACUGUUAAUGUGUAGACCCGCUGGUGUUGGCAAUGUUUGCAUGCUAACUACAAUCAGCUGUCUUCUUGGUGUUCAUUUGGCAUGGUUUCAAGCAUCUGUACCGGUCAUAUUAACGCAAUAUGAAUGCUUUUUUUUUUUUUACAAUAAUAAAAGAUCAUCUUUCAUA
Ricinus communis (castor bean) is the source of this 4092-nucleotide messenger RNA. Its product is annotated as BAG family molecular chaperone regulator 6. The transcript is spliced from 3 exons. Gene Ontology annotation, biological process: protein folding. NCBI's taxonomy places the organism in Eukaryota, Viridiplantae, Streptophyta, Magnoliopsida, Malpighiales, Euphorbiaceae. Gene Ontology annotation, cellular component: plasmodesma. Gene Ontology annotation, molecular function: protein-folding chaperone binding. The record is from RefSeq and is a predicted model, not a curated record. The coding region runs from base 375 to 3887 and encodes 1170 amino acids.